Molecule: messenger RNA, 1209 nt
Organism: Brassica rapa (field mustard)
Lineage: Eukaryota; Viridiplantae; Streptophyta; Magnoliopsida; Brassicales; Brassicaceae
Source: RefSeq, a predicted model, not a curated record
CCUCUCGAUUAUCAAGUUUGGUUUAAUCUGGUUUCCAUCUCCAUCACCUCUAUUGAACUCGGUUUGGGUAAUUGCUGGUUUGAUCUGGUUUUCAUAUCAAUCACCUCGAUUGAACUCGGUUUGGUUCAUUUCUGGUUUACAUCUCCAUCACUGUUGCUCUUCAGAAACGAGCGAUUAACAGCUAAUGUGGAGUGGAUGAAGAUCAACUAUGGCGGCGAAUCUGCUCCAUCUUCACCUAUCUUCUCCUUCUUCUUCCUCACGUCUAGCUGCUUCCGUCAGACGCAGAUACUCUACUCUGAAUUGCGAGAUUGAUCUCUGGAGAAGCUUCUUUAUCCGUAGCUCCGUCGUAUGCCGCGCUUCUCGCGGUGGACGGUUCAGAUUCAAAGAUGAGCUCUUUGACGACGGAGGUUUCACUGGAUUUGAUUUUGGUUACAGAAAGAAGAAGAGACCGUGGUGGUGGCUAGACGAUGAUGAUGAUGACGACGACGAUGAUUUGAUGAGUGACGAUGAAGAUUGGAGUAUGGUCUUUGAGGUGUUCAGGACGUUAAGCUGGAUGCUUGCGCCCAUAGGCAUGUCUUUGCUUCUUGGAACAGACUCAAACGCGGGUUUAAUGGCGUUAGCAGUUCCUCUAGUGCAGUCCGUGAUGUCACUUGUGUUUAGUAAGGUCUUGAGCAGGCCAAGUGUUGUUAGACCUAUAGAAAGAAGCAGAAGAGGAACGUUUUCGAGAACUAGAAAAGCUAGGCAAGCGAAGAACAUGGGUGGUGGUAGUGUGGAUAAGGGAGGAUACAAGUCAUGGAUGGUAGGAGAUGCUGGAGAUAACAGCACAGGUUCUAGGUAUGGUGGUUGGGAUGAUCUAGAGAAAUAUGAGAUUCCUUCAAACGAGAAUGUUCGUCCAGAGCAACAGUUUAAGAGAAGAAAUAGUAGUCGAAGGUGGAGAGUUAAGGAGAAGCCAUUGCUCUUGAGGAUGCUAUUUGCUACUUUCCCCUUUUUGAGUUCAUGGACCAAGUUGUUAUUUUGAGCCCUUUAUAGCUUGAAGAAGUCCUAAAGGUUAGCUUUCAUUCAUCUUGGAACUUAGAAUACAUGUCUUAGUUGUGAUAACAACACAUAUUCUGUAAGUUGUUAAAUAUAUGCCUGUCAGAGAUUUGUGCUUAUAUCAAUAUAAAAGUGUAAUGGUUCUUGUUUAUACAGCCUAAGUAGCAUAUUAAUUUA